Messenger RNA from Oryza brachyantha (malo sina), 1369 nucleotides. RefSeq names its product peroxidase 24-like. Lineage: Eukaryota; Viridiplantae; Streptophyta; Magnoliopsida; Poales; Poaceae. Gene Ontology annotation, biological process: hydrogen peroxide catabolic process; response to oxidative stress. Gene Ontology annotation, cellular component: plasmodesma; plant-type cell wall. The record is from RefSeq and is a predicted model, not a curated record. Gene Ontology annotation, molecular function: peroxidase activity; heme binding. The transcript has 4 exons. The coding region runs from base 85 to 1116 and encodes 343 amino acids.
UUAGCUGACGGACGGCCACAACUCUCACCGUUGAGAGGAGAGCAAAAUAUAUAGUCGAGUGAUAUAGCAAAAGCUGCUGGCAAAAUGGUGACGAAGAAGCAGGAAGGCAACAAACUGGCUUUGCUUCGCUUGGUCGCCGCCGCCGCCGCGGUGGUGGUGGUCUUCGCCGGCAGCAGCGGCACUGCGGCGGCGCAGGCGGCCGGGCUGAAGAAGGGGUUCUACAAGAAGAGCUGCCCCAAGGCGGAGGACAUCGCGCGGAGGGUGGUGUGGAACCGCGUCGCCGGCAACCCGGAGCUCGCCGCCAAGUUCCUCCGCAUGUUCUUCCACGACUGCUUCGUCAGGGGGUGCGACGCGUCGGUGCUGCUGGAUUCGGCGAGCGGGACGGCGGAGAAGAACGCGGCGCCGAACCUGUCGCUGGGCGGGUUCGAGGUGAUCGAGGAGGUGAAGGCGGCGGUGGAGCGGGAGUGCCCCGGCGUGGUGUCGUGCGCGGACGUGCUGGCGCUGGCGGCGCGGGACUCGGUGUCGUACCAGUACGGGGCGGCGCUGUGGGAGGUGGAGACGGGGCGGCGCGACGGCACCGUGUCCAGCGACCAGGAGGCGCUCGCCGACAUCCCCGCCCCAUCCUCCGCCUUCCCCGUCCUCCUCGCCAACUUCUCCGCCAAGGGCCUCGCCCUCCAGGACCUCGUCGUCCUCUCUGGUGGGCAUACAAUCGGAAUCGGGCACUGCAACCUGUUCAGCUCCAGGCUUUUCAACUUCACCGGCAAGAACAACCCGAGCGACGUCGACCCGUCCCUCAACCCAUCCUACGCAAGAUUCCUCCAGGGGCAGUGCAGGCGUAACCGGAACGACAACUCGACGGUGGUGGCGAUGGACCCCGGCAGCAGCCUCUCGUUCGACAGCCACUACUUCGUCAACCUGAGGGCGCGGCAGGGGAUGUUCACCUCCGACGCCGCGCUGCUCACCGACGGCCGCGCCGCCGCGCUCGUUGACAAGCUGCAGGACCCGGACGUCUUCCUCGACCACUUCAAGAACUCCAUCAAGCGCAUGGGCCAGAUCGGCGUGCUCACCGGCGGCAGCGGCCAGAUCAGGAAGAGGUGCAGCGCCGUCAACUCCUAGUGCAUGCCAUCGCCGUCGAGCCUGCCUUCCUUCAAAAUUACUUCAAUGUAGCGCUAAAUGAUGCAAAGCAUUAAACAUGUCGUACGUUGCAUCCCCCAACAACCAUUAUAUAAUUGUUGUAUGAUACUUGUAUCGUAGUAACAAUAAUUGUAAAAUGUUGUAAUGCUGUAUUUGGUAAAAUCAAGAGCUUGACUACGGUACUCUUUAUUUAUUACCAUCGAUAUAAAAAUCUCUACCAGACUAAAAAUUCUCC